AUUCGCCUCAUCUUCGCGGGGAAGCAAAUGAGCGACGAGCUCAAACUCAGCGACUACAGAGUGGCUCCGGGCUGCACCAUCCACAUGCAAAUGAGCGACGAGCUCAAACUCAGCGACUACAGAGUGGCUCCGGGCUGCACCAUCCACAUGAUUCGCCUCAUCUUCGCGGGGAAGCAAAUGAGCGACGAGCUCAAACUCAGCGACUACAGAGUGGCUCCGGGCUGCACCAUCCACAUGAUUCGCCUCAUCUUCGCGGGGAAGCAAAUGAGCGACGAGCUCAAACUCAGCGACUACAGAGUGGCUCCGGGCUGCACCAUCCACAUGAUUCGCCUCAUCUUCGCGGGGAAGCAAAUGAGCGACGAGCUCAAACUCAGCGACUACAGAGUGGCUCCGGGCUGCACCAUCCACAUGAUUCGCCUCAUCUUCACGGGGAAGCAAAUGAGCGACGAGCUCAAACUCAGCGACUACAGAGUGGCUCCGGGCUGCACCAUCCACAUGAUUCGCCUCAUCUUCGCGGGGAAGCAAAUGAGCGACGAGCUCAAACUCAGCGACUACAGAGUGGCUCCGGGCUGCACCAUCCACAUGAUUCGCCUCAUCUUCGCGGGGAAGCAAAUGAGCGACGAGCUCAAACUCAGCGACUACAGAGUGGCUCCGGGCUGCACCAUCCACAUGAUUCGCCUCAUCUUCGCGGGGAAGCAAAUGAGCGACGAGCUCAAACUCAGCGACUACAGAGUGGCUCCGGGCUGCACCAUCCACAUGAUUCGCCUCAUCUUCGCGGGGAAGCAAAUGAGCGACGAGCUCAAACUCAGCGACUACAAAGUGGCUCCGGGCUGCACCAUCCACAUGAUUCGCCUCAUCUUCGCGGGGAAGCAAAUGAGCGACGAGCUCAAACUCAGCGACUACAGAGUGGCUCCGGGCUGCACCAUCCACAUGGUGCUGCAGCUCCGCGGCGGCAGCUAG
This is a messenger RNA of Eimeria tenella, 960 nucleotides long. RefSeq lists its product as uncharacterized. The transcript is spliced from 11 exons. The annotation marks the transcript as partial. Gene Ontology annotation, biological process: protein ubiquitination; modification-dependent protein catabolic process. Lineage: Eukaryota; Apicomplexa; Conoidasida; Eucoccidiorida; Eimeriidae. The record is from RefSeq and is a predicted model, not a curated record. Gene Ontology annotation, cellular component: cytoplasm; nucleus. Gene Ontology annotation, molecular function: protein tag activity; ubiquitin protein ligase binding.